AUGUUGUCGCAUUUUGAUGAUAAAUUGAGGAGCAUCGCUCAGGAUGUUCUCAAUAGCACUAGCGAUGACAGCAACGUUCUGCGGGAGACUUUAGAAAUGUGCUAUGACCAAGCUUUUCAUACCUCUGGUACCCUGCACUCCGACAACUACUUCAUCCCCCUGGGCGAAGCCAGUCUCGAAUGGCCCUACGAUCCCGACUUCGAGAGCGAGGAAUACUACGACCAUGAAAAUCGCCUAGCCGUCGACGAUGGCUACGCCGAAACCUUUCGUAUGCGAUGCGAGCGCAAAUUCGAGAAGGAAAGGCAACAAAGGGAGGAAUGGAUCGGAUUUUGGGUUCAGGCGCUGAGUAAAUGUCCUGAUGGGCCCAGGCGUUAA
Messenger RNA from Penicillium lagena, 375 nucleotides. RefSeq lists its product as uncharacterized. Bases 1 to 375 code for a protein of 124 amino acids. The transcript has a single exon. The record is from RefSeq and is a predicted model, not a curated record. NCBI's taxonomy places the organism in Eukaryota, Fungi, Ascomycota, Eurotiomycetes, Eurotiales, Aspergillaceae.